This is a messenger RNA of Schistosoma intercalatum, 1471 nucleotides long. NCBI's taxonomy places the organism in Eukaryota, Metazoa, Platyhelminthes, Trematoda, Strigeidida, Schistosomatidae. The record is from the annotation of a GenBank genome assembly.
GUGGAAAAUAGGAAAAGAUGAUAAAAGUGUAUAGGAAACAUAUUUAGAAAAUCACCAAAGACCGAAGAAUACAUUGCUUGAGGAAUUGAAAGCAGACAUGAAAAAAUGAUUAGCAACUGGAAUGGACUGUCCUUCACAGAGUUGGAUGGAAAAUGCUAGUGGACAAACCAUGCUCUUUUACGAGGGGUAACAGGCGUAAGAUAAGAUUUCUCAAUAAAUAUAGAAUAAAGAUUGGAUAAUUUAUAUGGUGGAUUUUAUAUGCGUGGGAGUCGAUUCUUAUAGUCGUCAUAUUUGAGUGGGUUAGUUAAUUUUCUCUAAUAACAUGAGUUAAAAUGUAUUUUAUAGACUAUUGAAAGAUGUAAACAUAUACACACGCACACACACACACAUGCACAAAUCAAGAAACCCUGUUCAAGUGAUUUUAUAAAAUCAUAUUUACCAAUAUCUUAAUGGAAAUUAUUUUACAGGGAUUUGCAUACGUAUAUAUAUGUAUAUUCUUGUAACUUGAUUGUACUUAUUUUCUUUACACAAAAUCAACUUAAAUGUUAUUAUUGAAUGCUUAUUAAUCCAUUAGUCAAUUAUCAGUAUUAUUAUUAUUAUUCUCUUAUACUCUAUGCUAUUAAACAAUUUAAUUAUUUAAUUAUUAAACAAUUAGUUAAUUAUUGGAACAAAUUGACUUCUAAUAUUGAAUUGUUCAAUAAUAUUUAAUUUCAUUUGUCAUGGACAAAACGUAAUAUUUCAAUGGAUCGUUUAAAUUCAUCUAUGAAAUAUAUACGCGUAAAUUUUGAAAAUUUAUCAUUGAAAUCAACUGAAAGCGCUUACAUCAAAUGUGAUCAAAUGAAUUCUUAUAAUAAUAAUAAUAAUAACAUUGAAAAGGUUGAAAUUAUGAAAAUUUUAAAAAACCCUUUAACACAUAAUAUUAGUGAUUAUUAUAUAGAAGCAACUAAAAAGAAACAUUAUCUAUUAUUAAAUAAAACUAUACAAAUUCUAAUUAUAAUAAUCUUAUUUAAUUAUUCAAUAGUUUACGUGAAUAAUAAUCUUUGCAUAGAUGCUAUGCAUUUACAUAAUACUAUUUUAUCACCAUUAACGGAAACGUCAACAGAUUCAGAGACAAUAUUAGAAUCAGAUUCAUCUACAUUACCUACAUAUUUAAUUGAUUCACCUGUAGUCAAAUUAAUUAAAACUCCAAAAACUACACAACGAUCUUAUUUAGAUAAUGGAUUACAAUUAGAAAAUAAAGUAAUGCAAAGAAUAUCAUCAAUAUUUCAAGAUAAAAAGGCUAUACAAGAUUUGUUGACAGAAAUGAAUGCAUAUUAUUUAACUUAUGGGAGACCAAGAUACGGAUAAAUGAAGUUGAAAAUUAUGAUGAUUAAGAAAAUACAAAAUGAAUUUGUCAAGAAUAUAUCUACAAUGUAUCAGCGAAAUUUUUCAAGAAAUAUACAUAUUGAAAUAAAAUGAUAAUAUUAAGCAA